Cuculus canorus (common cuckoo) is the source of this 3794-nucleotide messenger RNA. RefSeq names its product PDZ domain containing ring finger 4 (gene PDZRN4). The transcript is spliced from 11 exons. Lineage: Eukaryota; Metazoa; Chordata; Aves; Cuculiformes; Cuculidae. Gene Ontology annotation, molecular function: protein binding. Bases 81 to 3173 code for a protein of 1030 amino acids. The record is from RefSeq and is a predicted model, not a curated record.
CGCUCCUCCGCCCGCCCCUCGCCGCCGGGAGCGGCUCCAGCGCCGCCGGGGCCGGGAGUUGCGCGGUGCCCGGCCGCGCCAUGGGCUUCGACCCGUCGCGGUUCGCGGCGCCGGUGGCGGCGGAGCUGCAGUGCAAGCUGUGCGGGCGGGUGCUGGAGGAGCCGCUGUCCACGCCGUGCGGACACGUCUUCUGCGCCGGCUGCCUGCUGCCCUGGGCGUCCCGGCGCCGGCGCUGCCCGCUGCGCUGCCGGCCGCUGGCGGCCGCCGAGCUGCGCCCCGUGCUCCCGCUCCGCAGCCUCGUCCAGAAGCUGGAGGUCAAGUGCGACUACAGCCCGCGGGGCUGCGGCCGCACCGUGCGGCUGCGGGAGCUGCCCGCGCACCUGGCAGCGUGCCGCUACGGCCCCGCCGAGCCCCAGCCCCCGGGCGGGCGGCGGUGCCCGCGGGAGCCGCGACCCGGGGCGAAGAGGGACGCCCUGCGCUGGAGCAGGAGGGAAAAGUCGCUGCUGGCGCAGCUCUCGGCGCUGCAGAGCGAGGUGCAGCAGACGGCGCGGCGCUACCAGGCGAAGUUCGGGCAGUACAUGAGCCACAUCGGCAGCGUCGCCCGUGACCGGGCGGGCGGGCAGCCCGGCAAGGCGAAGGGAGGAGAACCCAAACCAUUAACAGUCAUGCUACACCGAGAAAAUGAUACUUUGGGAUUCAAUAUUAUAGGAGGACGACCCAAUCAGAACAAUCAGGAGGAAUCUGCUGAGGGAAUUUAUGUGUCAAAGAUUUUGGAAAAUGGACCUGCAGACAAAGCAGAAGGUCUGCAAAUUCAUGACAGGAUUAUUGAGCCAGAGGUCAAACUGAGAACUUCCAGGGUGGUGACUUCAAGCUCUUCGUUAUGUGAUACCCUGCUGUGGUUUCCUGAGGUCAAUGGAAAGGACCUCUCCAAGGCCACUCAUGAAGAGGCAGUGGAAGCUUUUCGCAAUGCCAAGGACCCGAUUGUAGUUCAGGUUUUACGACGAGCCCCCAUUAGCAAAGCUCAUGGUAGUUCUCAGGAUGUUCAGCUUGUGGAUGUCAGCACUCAGACUGACAUCACUUUUGAGCACAUUAUGGCUCUGGCCAAAUUAAGGCCUUCCACACCACCAGUUCCUGAUAUCUGCCCUUUUCUGCUUUCAGACAGCUGCCACUCUCUUCACCCAGUGGAGCAUGAAUUUUAUGAAGGUAAUGAGUAUCUAUCCAGCCUGCCUGCUGAUGCUGAUAGAGCAGAGGACUUUGAGUAUGAGGAGGUGGAGCUGUGUCGUAUUAACAGCCAGGAGAAGCUGGGGCUGACUGUCUGUUACCGAACCGAUGACGAGGAGGACACAGGGAUCUAUGUCAGCGAGGUUGAUCCCAACAGCAUUGCUGCCAGAGAUGGACGGAUCCGUGAAGGAGAUCGCAUUUUGCAAAUAAAUGGCCAAGAUGUCCAGAAUCGGGAAGAGGCAGUGGCAUUGCUCUCCAGUGAAGAAUGCAAGAAAAUUGUGUUGCUGGUUGCAAGACCAGAGAUGCAGCUGGAAGAAGGGUGGCUGGAUGAUGAAAGGAAUGAAUUCUUAGAGGAGUUAAACUUGGAAAUGUUGGAAGAGCAGCAUAAUGAAGCAAUGCAGUACACAGCCAACGAGAUGGAUCAGCCAAAGAAACAUGAAGAGGAGGAUGGCACGACAGACACUGCAACCUCAUCAUCCAACAAUCAUGAGAAGGACAGUGGGGUGGGACCUACAGAUGAAAGUCUGCGUAAUGAUGAGAGCUCAGAGCAAGAAAAUGUGCCUGAGGAGCAGAACAGCGCUACCCUGCAGAACAAACGGGAGCUGGGUCACAGCCAAGAUACGUUAGGAAGUGUUGAGCUCCAGUGCAAUGAAAGUUUUGUGUCUGGGGAAUACAUUGAAUCUGAUUUCAUAGGAAACCCAGAAGAGGAAUGUGAAAGGUUUCGACAGUUGUUGGAACUGAAGUGCAAGAUUCGAAACCACGGGGAAUAUGACCUGUACUACUCGAGCAGCACGAUAGAGUGCAACAGAAGAGAGCAAGAUGGAGUGGAGCAUGAGCUGCAGCUACUCAAUGAGGAACUGAGGAACAUUGAACUUGAAUGUCAGAAUAUCAUGCAAGCUCACCGGCUCCAAAAGGUGAGGGAUCAGUACGGAGACAUUUGGGCUUUACAUGAUGAAGGGUUCAGGAAUUAUAACACUAGCAUUGAUGUACAAAGAGGCAAACUGGAUGACAUCAUGGAGCACCCUGAGAAGUCUGACAAGGACAGCUCCAGUGCCUACAACACGGCUGAAAGUUGCAGGAGCACUCCGCUGACAGUGGAACGAUCCCCGGAUAACUCUCUCCAGAGGAUGAUCAGCAUCACCAACAGGAAAAACCUGAGGAGCACAGUUGUGUCUAAUCAGUCAUCCUCAGGACAAAACAACAGAGAGACAACCUUAGCCAAAACCAAACCCACUGAGCAAAACAGUGCUGCUGAGGACACAGUGCUGGCAGCAGAAAGUGGCAAAUUCACAGAUCAGGAAAAGCAGAGCAGUGAGCACAUUCCUUACCUGUCUCCAUAUCACAGCUCUUCUUACAGGUAUGGGAAUAUACCUGCUCAUGCAAAGCAUUAUCAAAGCUAUAUGCAACUGAUCCAGCAGAAGUCUGCUGUGGAGUAUGCCCAAAGCCAGCUCAGCCUGGUGAGCAUGUGCAAAGACUCACAGAAGUGUGCAGAGCCCAAAAUGGAAUGGAAAGUGAAAAUAAGGAGUGAUGGGACGAGGUACAUCACAAAGAGACCAGUUCGAGACAGAAUCCUGAAGGAACGUGCCUUAAAAAUUAAAGAGGAACGCAGUGGUAUGACGACAGAUGAUGAUACGAUGAGUGAGAUGAAGAUGGGUCGCUACUGGAGCAAAGAAGAGCGGAAGCAGCAUUUGGUGCGAGCUAAGGAGCAGAGGAGGCGGCGGGAGUUCAUGAUGAGGAGCAGGCUGGAGUGUCUCAAGGAAAGUCCACAGAGUGGCAGCGAGGGCAAAAAGGAAAUAAACAUUAUUGAACUGAGUCACAAAAAGAUGAUGAAAAAGAGAAACAAGAAAAUCUUGGACAACUGGAUGACAAUCCAAGAACUGAUGACACACGGUGCUAAAUCCCCAGAUGGCACAAGAGUGCACAAUGCCUUUUUAUCAGUUACUACUGUAUGAACACAACUUCUUUCAGAGAGUAUACUACCAGUUUGGGUAGAGUACGAUUGCCUCGUUCAAUGUGGCAUUUUUAUAUAUUUUGUGACUGUUUAUAGUUUGACCUUUUUUGUAAGCAAAAUUACCUGGUAAUUUUUCAUUUGUUUUUCAUAUAACGGUACCUUCUUUAUCUAACAGUCUUUCUUUAUCCUGCAAUAUAGUCAUACUAUUCAUUUGUAGAAAAAAAAAAAAAAGAAAAGCAAAACAAAAAAAAGUGAAGAAGCCAAUUAAUUUCUUAACCUAGUACAUAUCCUUAAGUUAAGAUCUGGAUUUAUUUCUCUAGUUUUCUUUUUUCUACUUUAGUAACAAUACAAUACCAAAACAAAAUGCUUUAUACUGUAUCCUUGGCUUAAAAAGAUUUAAAGUUUUACAUCUUAGAGUGUGUCUGUUUAUAAAUCACAUGCCACAUCCUAUCGUAUAGGAAAGAAGGACAUUUUUCCAACAACACAUUGUACAGUCCAUUUAAUCUGUAAAUUGCAAUUGUAUUUGUCCAAGUAAAGUGUAGGUGGGCAAUUCUCCUGUGUUAUGUAGUGGCAUUGGUGAUGUAGCUGGACAAUAUGUGAUAAUUGUGAAAACAAAAGAGAA